UACAUAUUAUGUGACAUGGAAAUUUUAAGAAUAAAACCUGUCGAAAUGGAGAAUUCUCAGAUUCACCAGAACUACGAUCGUGACUGCGAGGCUUUGAUCAACAAGAUGAUCAACUUGGAGCUUUUUGCUGGAUACACCUACACCUCCAUGGCUCACUACUUCAAACGGGAUGAUGUCGCUCUUCCUGGUUUUGCCAAGUUCUUCAAGAAGAACAGCGAGGAGGAGCGCGAGCAUGCUGAGAAGUUCAUGGAGCUCCAGAACAAGAGGGGGGGACGCAUCGUCCUCCAGGACAUCAAGAAACCUGAUCGUGAUAUGUGGGGCAAUGGACUGAUUGCUAUGCAGUGCGCUCUUCAGCUGGAGAAGAACAUCAACCAGGCUCUGCUGGAUCUGCAUAAGGUCGCCUCUGAGAAGGGAGACCCUCAUCUGUGUGACUUCCUGGAGACUCACUACCUGAAUGAGCAGGUUGAGGCCAUCAAGAAACUUGGUGACCACAUCACCAACCUUUCCAAGAUGGAUGCUGGCAACAACAGGAUGGCGGAGUAUCUGUUUGACAAGCACACCCUGGACAGCUAAAUGCAGCCCUGAGAU
Messenger RNA from Cyprinus carpio (common carp), 588 nucleotides. Its product is annotated as ferritin, middle subunit-like. Gene Ontology annotation, cellular component: cytoplasm. The record is from RefSeq and is a predicted model, not a curated record. Gene Ontology annotation, molecular function: ferrous iron binding; ferric iron binding. Gene Ontology annotation, biological process: iron ion transport; intracellular iron ion homeostasis. Lineage: Eukaryota; Metazoa; Chordata; Actinopteri; Cypriniformes; Cyprinidae.